Messenger RNA from Suillus bovinus, 675 nucleotides. Its product is annotated as DASH outer kinetochore protein. Lineage: Eukaryota; Fungi; Basidiomycota; Agaricomycetes; Boletales; Suillaceae. The transcript is spliced from 4 exons. Gene Ontology annotation, cellular component: spindle microtubule; mitotic spindle pole body; DASH complex. The record is from RefSeq and is a predicted model, not a curated record. The coding region runs from base 67 to 339 and encodes 90 amino acids.
CGUAAGAUUCAGAACGCGACACAUCCUCCAAAUCCUCCGCUAGCUUAGUAUAGUCGGUACUACUCGAUGUCGCAAUCAGAACUCUCCUUCUUUGAACGCGAGCGCGAUAGAAUAUCCUUAGAAAUCACAGCAGGUUUCGAGGACCUUCUCUCAUCCAGCAACGUACUCAAUCGCAAACUCGAAGAAGUAAUAGGCAUGACUCGAGAAUAUGAAACAAUCGCUUCCCUCUGGCAAAGUUUUCAUGAGUUGAUGCGUGGACAACGAGACGAGGUGCUCGAAGAUAGAACGACCGUGCCCGGCACAGGCGCCCACAUCGUGUCUACAAACUCCAAACGAUAGCACCGACUGUAGCUCAAGCGGGAAAGUGAAAUUGUCCGACAGGUGAUAAGAACAAAAAAUAGUCCGAAUCAUACAUCUGCCCAAGAGGCGACCUUCGCAAGUUGUUUAGUGGGGAGUAACGAAGAAACAGGCACUACACUCACCCAUGAGAAUCCACUGAAUUCCUGUUGGUCCUUCGAAGACAACUGCCCGUGAACGGGUGUUAACGUCGGUUGCUCCUUUGUAAAUUCUUCAUCGAAGUUACUGGUGUCCGCACUCCCGUUCUGCGAAUGAAAUCAACGACAAUCCUUUGUAGUUGAAUCAUCAGACUUACUAUAGUGGGGAAAUACGGCGGUG